UUAGUUAUACGCGAAUGUCAAUUCAGGAACUGCGCAAUUGUCUCAAGUUUGGAAACCCAGCGAAAUUUGUGCCUGUGUCACGCCCACAGUCCCGAUAACACUGGAGCCGAGCUGGCGAAUCGAUCUGCAGCGUUCAAGCGAGGCCUCGCAUGGGCGUCGUACACCGUGGUCGCGCCGCGCGCUCAGUGAUGAUGCAGGAUAUCUGUCGCCGGCUCAAGCUGAAUCUGAUCCCGUCGUACGUUCAAUUUGAUGUUUGACCACUUUGCAUUUUGCCUCGGAGGAGAAAGAGAUGGGAUCAGGUGCUGUGGAUUCUUCCCAGUGGCUGUCAGUGAAGGAAGAGACUAUUUUCCUUCACGAUGGACUAAUUCGGGUCACGGACCUGGCAGAGCUGCCCAGUGAAAUCGGAGUGUCUGAACAAGGGGAAUCCGAGCAGGAGAUCUUGACGUUUGAGACGAAGAACCCAGUGGAGCUGGCCGAGCGCCUGCGAGCAGUCUGUGGAAACCAGAGCAACGCUUACGCAAGACUUUUGGAGUACCGUCUCAAUGCAUUGCGCGGUCUGUGGGGAGCACAGCGACAGCUGGCCCUAGAGGAGCAGCAGGAGCAUGAAGGAGUCAUCCCGGGGACCGGCGGAGGGGCCGACGAGGAGGCGCUGGCCCUGCUUAAGCGACAGGGCUUCUUGCAAUCUCAACAUCACCACCAUCCUCACCACCCUCAAAUGCCCACCGGCUCUGAUCAGGCACCGUUUACCUCACGGGUCGGCCUCCUGUUGGUCUUUCCGCUACUGCAGUCACAAACACGGCACGACCCUGCACUCUGUGGUGUCACCGCCGAAGUCUUGCUCGCGUGUCUGCGUGACUGCCAGCCGCUGAGCCUAGGCAAGGAGCCUGCGGACUGCCUAAAUGGCCUGGAGAGGUUGCUUUGCUCCUGGCUGGAGGAGAGGAAUGAGCCAGAAGGUCUGGCACAGGCGAGGCUGCUACUUACCCAACAGCAGAGACAGAACGCAGCUGCUGCACUAGUGGCUCUGUCGUGUGCAAGGGGCUCCCUCAAAACGUUCAUUCAUACUGUCCACCUGCUGCAGAAACAGACAGACUUGGGUCAACUUCCAGUGGCUGAUGUUCUCUAUAGACUGCUGCUUCUUGAGGGAGGUCCAGGCUCACCCUCCUGUUUGCUAGGGGGGAAACACAGUGUGUCGUGGGGCUUCGAGGACAUGUUGCCCACUCCAGAGAGCAGCGUCACUGGUCCAGAGAGUAAAGACACAGACCUGGGACGCAGCCUGGCUACAGAUGGUUUCUAUCUCUACACAACAAACUCUUUUGGAAAGGGCUUAAGCAAGCUGGGCUCAGGGCAGCAUGGGACGCUGAGGGGUUUUGUUUAUUGUCGGAAUGAGGAAAUGGAAGCAGGGUGGGUGGCGCACAGUAGUGGCUUUUUGCUCCACCGUCCUGCCUCUUUUGACACAAAACCUCAUCAGCUGUGCCAGGUCAUCGACCCCUUCACACUGCAGGUUUCUCAAGUAGUAGCAAUGCCCCAUCAUCAUUUCCCAGUGGGCAGCUGCCUGACCACCCUGCGUCUGUGUUCUGAUGGUACCUACCUCUACUGGGUUUGGUCACCUGUCAGCAUCAAUGAGAAAACACAAAAAGGCCACUCUGUCUUCAUGGAUGUCUUCCAGCUAACGACUGAGUCUGGUCUGUGUGUGGCCAGCCCUAUACAAGAUCGGGUAAUCCUGUCGCGAAAGGAAGGCGAGUCAUCUAAGUGUUUGAAUGAGCUGCUCCUGAGCCGCAUGUCUCGCUUCCGUGCUUCCCACUCCUCCACACUGGCUGCCCUCACCGGCUCUGCCAUCACCAACCCCGUCAAAGAGGAGCAGUCGGUAGUCAACACAAGUUGUGGCUUGUCUAUAAAAACACUGAGGAAGACACCGAUGUACGUGUGUGGAACGUACCUAGUGAUGCUGGCACCCACUCCAGGUGUAGCUGGGAGCUCUGCCACCCGCUCACUGUUUGGUGGCGCCAGUGGCCUUUCUUCCCUUAAGAUCUUGGCAUCUAGUUUGGUGUUUAACCUGGCUGAUGGUCAGUUUAGCAAUCGUGCAGACCUCGUAGAUGCUCCAGGAAGUUCUCUGGGUCGUGGGGCUCAGGUUGCAGGACUGGGGGCCUGCUAUGAUGCACUUAACAACUUAAUCUGGACGUGCUCCAGUGACUACAUGGACCAAUGGUGUAACCCUGGAAACCAGGCCUUCCAUCAUGUGUGCCAACGACUUGGCGUCAGUCACGUCAUCAGUCAGCCUAAAGAAGAAAUGAUAGACACCGGCAAAGUGAUAAACCAGCUGCUCCAUCAUGUUGGCGCUAUGUGCAUCCACCAGCUCAACCUGCUAGCAGCCAGCAGUAGUUUACACCUAGGAACCUUCAUAGGAAAACAGCCCAUGGAGGCUUGCCACUUUAGUUCUAUAUGUGACGUCAUGGAGAAGGCCAUGGUCAACGGAGACACGUGCAUCAUCCGAUGCAUUCUGGUCGUCUUUCAGGUGGUGUUCCAGUUUUUUAAUCCAAAUUCUGAGCAGAACCGGGACUGUGUUAAGCGUUCUGGACUGUUGCUGUGGCAGUUACUUAUGGCUCCUCCUGAUCAGAUAGAACCGGAAAUACAAAGAGAAGUGUGUCUUGCCAUCAGCUCAGGUUUAAACACCUUGUACCAGAGCGAAUCUGAGUUGAACAACCUGCUAAAAUUUGUUUUCACUGAGGGGGAGAAGAACAGUGGUUUGUCUCAAUUACGUGAUGUUAUAUUAAACAACCUUGCUAACCAGUUACAGAAGAACCGCUUUGGUAGUGAGGAGGAUGACCACUACAGACUGAAAGAUGAACUGUUGCAGUGUAUCUUGAAGACUGUAGUGCAAGAGUCAUGUCUCCUCAUCACCAAAUGUCAAACCGUUUCCAAGGAAGACCUUCAGAAGCUUCUCUCCACUGUACCUGUAGUGUCACCAAGCUUGCGUUACUUAAUGGCUGUGCAGAACCAUUUGCUCAGCAACACCAUCCUGCUCCACCCUGAUGACAUUGAUGAUAGUGACAGCUCCCUACAAGGGGAAACAAUGAAGGUACAGGAGUUGCAGACGAGCAUCUUAUCACUUGCUUCGAAGAUCCUGGUUGGGUGUGAUGAGGUUCUGGAGACCCUUCAGCAAGUCACCAGCUCCCUUAUCAACAGCAACAUCAGUGAUCGAGAGACCAGACUGAGAGGACUGGAACAGGUAACGAAGGCCACAAUGUUGGGUCACUUGCUGCCGGUUCUGUUGACCUCACUGAUGCACCCGAACCUACAAACCCUCACACUAGCUGAUGCUCUCAUGCCACAGCUAGUCCAACUGGUCCUCUAUACUAGUCAGACUGCUUUGCUGCUGAAGACACAUUCACCAUUAUUUUCGGAGGAUUCCUCGCUAAAUCAAGGCCCCAAUCCACCCUCAUUAAGUGAUGGUUUCCAGAUUCUGGAAGAGAGAGAGGAGCCAGGUUUUUUGACCGGCCUGAAGAUCCCUGCCCCAUGGGCCGCUGGGAAAACAGUGGAAACUGUUCAUCCAGUGCGGGACAACUACAAAUUUAAAGAUACAGUGCACAUCCCUGGUGCGCGCUGUCUCUACCUCCGUUUUGACCCUCGCUGCUCCUCCCAAUAUGACUAUGACAAGCUGGUGAUUUAUGCCGGGCCCAACACAAAUAGUCGAAAAGUGAGUGAGUAUGGAGGCAACACCAUGGGUUAUGGGAGCCGUAGUGUCUUGGGAACUGGAUGGCCCAAAGAUCUUGUCAAGGUGGAAGGAGAUACUGUGACAUUCUCUUUUGAGAUGAGAAGUGGACGUGAGCACAAUACCCCAGAUAAAGCCAUGUGGGGUUUCUCAUGCACUGUCCGAGCACAGGAGUCGUCAGAGGAUGUGUCCGGUGGGCUGCCCUUCCUGGCUGAUCUAGCUCUGGGUUUAUCAGUGCUGGCCUGCGCUAUGCUACGCAUCCUCUAUAAUGGCCCUGAUAUCACACGAGAGGAGGAGGCCUGCCAUGACCUUCUCUGCUCCAAACUACUGCAGAGGUGUCAGUGGCAAGUGGAGGCUAAUGGUGCGAUAUCUCCUGCUCUCACGCCGUCUCCGUCUCCCCUGCCUUUAACCAUUGAUGAAGAGAGAGAGUUCACCUAUCCUUCAGACGUCCUCGCCCCGCCUGGGGCUUGCUGUGAGCUGCCCCGCAUCCACUUACCUCAGGGCAUUAUGGGCCGCCUGAGGGAGCUGUCUGGAAGAGCCCGGCCUCAGUUUCGCCCCAGCAUCAAAGAGGUGAUCCGUCCUGAUGUGAUGGAGGAAGUGAUCGUGUCGUGUGUAAUAAAGCACUUGGGCCUGGUAGAUGCGCUGCAGUCGCUGGUGAACUUCCAGUACAGAGAAGUGCACAGAGAGGAACACAAUCUGCUCUGCAAAAUCAUGGCCGAGACAUUCAAGAAGAUCAAUGCAAUGGAGAGACAGUUACAAAGUGUAGCUGAAUUGGAGCAGAAGUGGCAGAAUGAAGUAGACGAAGCUCAACAGGGAAAACUUGAGAACAACUCGCCCUUCUUCCACGACUAUCACUUCUUUGAGAACAAAAUGAAGGAGCUGGAACUUCUGUGUUCACUCAAGGAGGUUCCUCUGGACUGCACAGAUCCAGAAAAUGCAGUGAUGGCUUUGAGAGAGAAGUUUUUCCAUGAGGUUAAUGCCGUGCAGCAGCAAAGAAGCUCCGUUCCACUGGCUAAAACCAAAGCGCUUGUGAAGAGCUUGAUAAACCGCUCUGAACUGCUGCUACAUGUUACAAUAGCACCACAAUGCAAGAGUCUGUCUACAACACCAACAUGCUCACCAGCCUGUAAGUCGGUAUCGGACGCUAAAUCGAUGGUUCCUAUAGUGAAGCAGCCUGUGUUCCUGCGCAGUAUGUCCGCUCCCUCAGAUUUGGAAAUGAUUGCCAACAGUGAUGUGGAGUUUACACAUGGAGCACAAAGGAGGCGCAUCAACCCAUCCAAUCACCGGAGCAGCUCUUUUACUCUACUACAGUCAUUGGUCAUUGAAGACAGCAAGGACAAGCCCACGUACAGCGUGCUCCUGGGACAGCUGUUUGCCUUCAUAGGAACAACACCUGAUCAAACUGUGUCCAGCACCAGCUUCCUGUCAGCAGCUCAGACCCGCUGGAGGAGAGGUCGCACGAGGAAGCAGGCUCUGGUUCACAUGAGAGAGCUGCUCACCGCUGCUGUUCGGGUGGGAGGGGUCACACAUCUGGUCGGCCCAGUUACCAUGGUGCUGCAGGGUGGACCAAGAGUCGAGGAACUGACCUGCGGAGGCAUGAUGGAGCAGGUCCAGGAGGCCUUUGGAGAGACCAUGACAUCAGUGGUGUCUCUCUGUGCCCGUUACCCCAUAGCCUGUGCCAACAGUAUCGGCCUGCUGUGCACCAUCCCUUACACCAGGAGUGAGGAGCAGUGCCUCGUUCGCAGUGGUUUGGUUCAGCUUAUGGACAGGCUGUGUAGCCUGAGCAGUCAGAGGGACUGCAGCUCGAAUGAGAAACAAACCAAAAAACAGAAAGUAGCCACGAUGGCCUGGGCUGCUUUUCAGGUGCUGGCCAACCGCUGCAUUGAGUGGGAAAAAGUCGAAGGAGGCUCCACAGACGCAGUGCAUUCUGGACUGGCACGACAGGUGUCUAGCUUAUUAACCAAUCACCUGGCUCGGGCGACAGACUGCUGCGGUAACCAAGCGGCAGGGAAUGAUGCCCUGCAGGAUGUGCUCAGUUUGCUCAACGAUCUGUCCAGGAGCCACAUAGGCAAGACCAUCCUGAGCCAGCCUGCCUGUGUGUCCAAGCUUCUGUCACUGCUCCUGGACCAGCGGCCCUCGCCCAAACUGGUGCUGAUUAUCCUUCAGUUAUGCCGUGCUGCGCUUCCACUUAUGAGCGUGGAGGACUGUGGGAAUGUAGCACUUCCUUCCUGGAGCUACUCAACAAAUGCACUGGAUGCAGAGCAGCAAGACGCCAAUGAUCCUGCCUUCCGCAUCGCAUCACUGCUGCUGGCCAAGCUGGCAGACUAUGUGGUGCCAGGUUGCCAGACUUUGCUCUCCCCAAGCGCUUCUGAGCCUGACACUAGUCUGACACGGGCCUGUCCCAAGAGCAGUGCUAAGACUGAUAAAGACGCUAGUGAGGAGGGGGAAGCAGUGGAUGGCAAGCUGUCCAUUUUCAUCCAUAAGAGAGAAGACCAGUCAUCACAUGAGGUGCUUCAGCCUUUACUCAGCAGCUCAGAGGGUCGUCCUUUCCGUCUCGGCACUGGAGCGAACAUGGAGAAGGUGGUGAAGAUGGAUCGAGAUAUGACAAAGAGUGGCUGCUGUGAGGUGAUCACUGAAGAGGCAUCCUCUGCUUUGCGGAAAGCCAAUAAGUGGGCUCAGUCUGGGCUUAUUGUUAGUGUGGGGCCACCAAUAGAGAACACUGGCCAGGAGAACUCUGGGGUAUCCAAUACAGGUGACAAGAAGAAAACUGCCCAGUCUACUGUCUGCCGAGAGAGGAACGCUGAAUUGGCUCGAUCAGAUCCAGUGCGGCCCUUCAUCAGCGGUCACGUGGCUAACAGCAUGGCUGCUGAGGUCAUCGCUCUGCUCCACAGUCUUCUGACUGCACCUGAAUCCAACACUGCUCAAAUAUGGACCAGCACAGCAGAAAAGGUGUUGUCCAGGGCCUUGAUGUACAUCCCUCAGUUAGGCAAAUAUGCUGAGAGUAUUCUGGAAAGCGGUAACAGCAGUGGCAGGAAGUUAGCCAAGCUGCAGGCGAUUGGCCGACAGGCUGUGGCGGCUCUCUGUGCUCUAGGCGGAUUCAAGGAGACCAUCAAGAUUGGUUCUGAAGUCCAGGUGGUGGGUAAAGGUGUAUCGGAUAGUGUUGGUGUGGUUAUAUCCAUUAAUGAACAAGAGGGCAUCGCCACUGUCAAGUUUCCUUCCUGCGAUUACCGCCGCACAAGCAAGGCGUCUGAUAUCCUCACUGUGCCCAUAUCCCGCCUCUGCACCCCCCGCUCUGAGGCUCUGCCGCUGCAUAAGCUGUCCAUCACAGAGAAGGUUGUUCAAGCAGUGCAGUCCAUGUUACUGCCACAGGAGGGCAGUCUGUCCAUCCACACGUCCCUCCCUGCGUCUGGAGACGGAGCCAGUCCUGUGAUGGCUGUGGUGCGUCUUCUGGCCGAGAUCAGAACUAGAGCGUGUUUGGUGAUGGCGCAGCUGCUUGAGGACAGCUCAUUUUGUGAAGAGUUUAUUCAGCAGUGUCCGGCAGCAGUGGAGGUGCUUAACCUGAUAGCUCAGGAGUGCAGUCCUGGAGAGCGUUUAGUGAUGGUAGAGGUGCAGUGUGAGAGGGUUAGGAUGCUUUAUCGAGACUGUGCUCGUCCUCCACCACCUCCAGUACAAACUGAUCAAAGACAGCCUAAAGAAAUCACAUGGUGUCCGUCACGCGUCUUCCCUCCGGUUCGGGCCUGCAUGUUUUCUUCACACUUGACCUCUGUGACCUUUCUGGCAGAUCCAAGCGCGGGUGGAGGCCUUCCCAGAGGAACUUUCAUCUAUGCCACUUCACCUGUGCCUGUUCAGGCUCCAUCUUUUUACUGGGAGAUAGAGAUUGUUUCUUUUGGAGAUUCGGAGGAUGAUAGCGGUCCUAUAGUGUCGUUUGGUUUUUCCCCGGAGGCCGAGAAGAGAGACGGUGCAUGGACGAAUCCUGUCGGCACCUGUCUAUUCCACAAUAAUGGGAGGGCAGUACACUAUAAUGGCUCCAGUUUGCUGCAGUGGAAGAGUGUGAGACUAGACGUGGCUCUACUUCCUGGUGAUGUUGCAGGUAUAGGUUGGGAGCGUUUGGAAGGCACUCCACCUCCACCAGGUCAGCCUCCAAAAGGGAGGGUUUACUUCACUUACUGUGGUCAACGUCUCGCCCCUUAUCUGGAGGACGUGGCUGGAGGGAUGUGGCCCGUAGUCCACAUUCAGAAGAAGAAUACAAAGAUCCACGCAAACUUUGGCUGCCGGUUGUUUGCGUACGCAGAGGGACAGGCUCACCGAAACGCUGCUGACCUUUGCAUGGACCUCUCAGAGGAGAUCAGUGCCAACUUUGAGGCUCUGCCUUUUGCCAUGGCCUCUGACAGCGACAAUGAUGCCGGCACUAGUGUGGCGUCUGAUUCUGGUUCUCAUGGUCCUCCGUGUCGCAUUGCUGCGGUCGUCACAGCACAGCAACAAUACAAUAGUGAUGCCUCUUGUCACUACAAGGUAGAACUGAGCUAUGAGAAUCUGGUCGUCUCAGGGCCAAACGCCCACCCGCCACUAAUUGCUGAUGAUGAGAGUGAUGAUGAAGAUGAUGAAGACAUUCCUAGGGAGGAUCACUACGCCUUGCUAGUGAAAGCGUGGGAAACCAAAGUUUUUCCAACCAUUCGGCGUCGUUUCAGGAAUGAAGCAGAGAGGAAGUCUGGUCUGGAUCAGAUCAAAGGAGCACUUCAGCUCGGAAUGGUGGACAUUGCACGUCAGACUGUUGAGUUCCUGUAUGAAGAGAAUGGAGGUAUUCCUCGUGACCUCUACCUUCCAACCAUCGAGGACAUCAAAGAUGAAGCUAAUAAGUUCACCAUUGACAAAGUCCGCAAAGGUUUAACAGUGGGCAUCCGCUGCCCAGAGGGAAACAACACCUGUAGCAGCACAGGUGGAACAGCCUUACCAAAGUUUGCCAUCCGGGGCAUGUUGAAGACUUUUGGCUUGCAUGGUGUCGUGCUCGAUGUAGACUCUGCCAAUGAACUGGUCCAGGUGGAGACAUAUCUCCGUAGCGAGGGUGUGUUAGUCCGGUACUGGUACCCAAUUGAGAUGCUAGAGAGGCCGCCAGCAGGGUCCCGCAGGGCUGCAGCAAAUGGCUUGGUGUCUCUGGACAGCAGCAACAUCCAAAUUCAUCGGGAGCUGCUGCGUUGUGAAAGUGCUCUCGCGCGUCUGUACUGCCGCAUGGCAUUGCUCAACAUCUUUGCUCCCAAGAGCCCUCACACGUUCACACGUCUCUUCCACAUUCCCGCUGUACGAGACAUCACACUUGAGCACCUGCAGCUCUUGUCCAAUCAGCUGCUGGCUCCACCUCUGCCAGAUGGCAGAAUCAGUUCUAACUCUAUUCUGCUGGCUCAGUCUGUUCUCCACGAGCUCCAGGGCAAGAGCUGUUCUCCGACUGAGCUCUUCUAUCAGGGAAACGCACAGACCAUCAGUGAAUGGCUGACGGUGGCCAUCAGCAGAGCUCUGCACCAGGGCGAAGACAGCCUUCUCGAACUCACUAAACAGAUCUGCUGUUUCCUUCAGAGUGCACCUGAACAGUUUACACUGGAAGAGUUUCCCAUCACUGAGUCCAAGGUCAGCAUGGAUGUGAACUUCCCCGGUGCUGCCUUUGUGCUCGUCUCUUGCAAAGAGAGCCAAGUCAGCUGCCGCAAAGAUUCCUCUCUAUACAAAGCCCCUUGGACUCGUGUAAUGGUGUACGGACUUGGUCACAAGGUGCGACGAAACGGCCAGCUGAAUCUGAUGGAAGCAGUGUGCUACCCGCUAGACGCCUCCCCGUCUAACACAGGACUCACCCCUCCACCCACAGCCAACCAGUAUCCCAACAUCAUCAUCCCCACUGACAAAGUGCAUGUCAAACUAGCAGGUGUAUCUCCCCCUCCUGGUGCAGUGCUGGUAUUGCACUCGUUGCCUCUUGAGUUUCCCUUGGCUAUGGCCUUUGCUGAACAGCUGCUAACCUACACCGUAGGAGAAACGAUUGACCGCUCUGAGGAUGAGCUAGACACUGUGCCCACUUCUGUGCUUAUGCAGGUUGUGGAGUUGCUGGGUGGCCUUUUGUGGACCACUGAUCUUGCUCCGUGCAUCAAGGAGCUGAUCUUCCACCUGCUUGCAGAGCUUCUCCGCAAGAUCCAUGCCUUUGAGCGGCGCAAGACCCCUUCGGGCCUGUCCAGCCACAUUACACUGCUUCUCAACCCCUGUCUAACAGUUCUUAUGGUUCUUCAAACGGAACUACGAAAGCUUUACGACCAUGAGACCCAAAGUUGGGGUUUAGUUAGCGGCGGUUCCUGCACUUCCGCAACGGGUAGUGGUGGAGCAAUCGCGCUCUCUGCCGAGCGGAGCCGCUUCUCGACGUACUUCCAUGCUCUGAUGGAGGUGUGCCUGGCAGUCGCUGAAGUGACUCUGCCACUCAGUACGGGUGCAGGGACGUCGGUAGUAGGCGCCCCUUUGUCUACGAACACCGCCAACUGUAGUGAUUCCUCGUCCUCUUCGUCAUCCUCCCCAGGCCAGACGCCACAAAGUCCGAGUUUGCUUUCGAAGCGCAAAAAAGUGAAGCUAAAGCGAGAACGGGCAGCAGUCACUGUUGCUUCAGCAACUGCCAUCUCAGGGAAACAUGGUUCCGGAAGUGGUGCAAGACCGUCAGAAUGUGAUAAUGCUUUACUAAACAUGGCCGGAGGGAAGCCAGAAGACAUGUUGUGGUUUCACCGUGGGUUGACAUUACUCUUGAUUUUACGCCACCUUGCUAACAAAGACCCACAAGGUCUGGGCGUCACUGGAGAUGCCGUUGCAGAUGCUUGCCAAGCCUUGGUCGGCUCCACUGCUCACAGCCGAUUGCUCGUGCUCUCAGGAAUCCCAACUCACUUGGAGGAAUCCGUGGUUCGCAAUGCAAUCCGAAGGGCUUGCAAUGCGCACGGUGGUCUCUUCAAGGACGAGAUCUUUAUUCCAGUUCAGGAGGAAGACCCUAAAAAAGCCAAAGCUGAAACUCUAGCAUGUAUUCCCCAAGAUGCAAAGAGAGAUUUCACUGCAGGAAGCCCAAAUAGCAACAGUACAACGCCAGCAUUGAGUGCCUCAGCUUCAGCGAGCCAGGCGUCUUUACAGGGAGCCUCCAGGGCUGCUGGGGAGCUGCUGGUAAACCAAGAGUUGGUGACCUCUCAAACAGCACCUUCCCUGCCACAAGCACCCCUGGAUCCCCACACGGUGUCCAGUCAGGAGAGUCUGGAUGUGUCUCUUUGUAGCACAGGGAGUCAAGGUAGUCUCGGCAGCCUUGGGGAGCAGCUGGAUAGUGGUGCAACGUCAGUCUCAGAUGGGAGCUCCAUGUACACUGUUGCCUCGCCAGACAUCCAUGCCAGUGUGACACGACGGAUCAAAGGCUAUGCUGUCAUAGAGGUAAGGGCACGGGCCCAGGUGGAGAAGAUUCGGGCCAGUCUUUUCAACAGCAGUGAUCUCAUUGGCCUUUCCAAUCUUGAAAGGGAGGAGGAGCUAAUGGAGCUGACCAAUGAGGAGAUCCUCACUGCCUCAAGUGUAAAUCAGAGUUUAUUUGACACUCAAGGGAGUUCUGCCCUUGAAGAGUACUUCCUUGAUAAAUCUAUCAGAGGAGAUAAACUGGUUCCUGGGGCACGUGAUGUGCUAACAGACAUCUUUAAGAGCUGCGUAUAUGCAGAGCAGGUUCUGAGCCCCAUUCCAACAAAACCUGUGAAAGUAUCGGACAUUUAUCUCAGCAAAGAGCAGAUCAACUCUCAGACACCAGGCAACCUGCUACAUGUGUUUUUUACACACGUACGGCCUCCCAAGAAGGUGCUUGAUGACCAGCUCACACAGAUUCUCCGUAAAUAUGGCACAGUAAAGCCCAACAAGAACAAGCACAGCAAGGCAGGCAAAGAGCAGCACCAAGGCAAAGUGGUCAGCACAAAAAGACCCAUCACCAAACCCCCGACCAAAGAGAAGUCCAUGCUUAACAGUGUUAGAACUGUGCUAAGUGAGAAAAAAACAGUCCUCAAGCCAAAAUCUCCAGAGAAGACCAAGCCUGAUGAAAAAGACCCUGAAAAGUCUCCUGCCAAAAAGCUUGAAGUAGUGCCAGAAGAGAAGUUUUUGACCCUGGAAGGUUUCCACAAGUUUACUCUAGACAGAGCCAAGCAGGAUAUUCGCAGUGUUUGGCGUGCAAUCCUGGCAUGCGGUUAUGACCUGCACUUUGAAAGAUGCACAUGCAUCGACUCCCGUCAUGCUCAAAAAGCCAGUAGAAAAUGGACCUUCGAGAUGGACUUUGCAUUGGUCCAGUUUGUGAACCGUCUCUGCCGACAUCUGGCCAUCACACCUGCCCGGCUACAUCCACAUGAAGUUUACAUCGACGCCAAGGAUGUCGUUGAUCCCCAAGUCGCAUGCUUGUUAGGUGUUCCAGUCGAGAGUUUGCGAUUGCGGUUUGCUUUACUGCAGUCACUCAACAGCACAUUGGAGAGCUUCUUCCUGCCAUUAGUGGAGUUAAGGCUGACGCAAACCUAUCAAAACAGCAUAGCAACCCUUCUGUGUGAGGCCAAAGGCCUGAUUUUAUACGACACCAAAGUGACUGUUAUGAACCGGGUGCUGAAUGCAACAGUACAGCGGACUGCGGACCACGCUGCCCCUGAGAUCACACUCGAUCCACUGGAGAUAGUGGGAGGAGAGAUGCGUGCAGCAGAGAACACAUACUUCUGCCAGGCUGCACGCCAGCUGUCAUGUGUCCCGUCGUCUCAGCUGUGUGUCCGGAUAGCCAGUGGGGGAGACCCCACCUAUGCUUUCAACAUCCGCUUCACCGGGGAGGAGGUCCAUGGCACCAGUGGAUCAUUCAGGCAUUUCUUGUGGCAAGUCUGUAAGGAGCUGCAAAGUUCAGCGCUCUCACUGCUCCUCCCUUGCCCUAGUGCUGCAGUAAAUCGCAAUAAGGGGAAGUACAUUCUGACACCGUGCCCCAUCACUUAUGCUGAAGAGCAGCUACUGAACUUCUUUGGCCAACUGCUUGGUAUUGCUAUCCGGGCAGAUGUUCCUCUGCCUUUGGAUCUGCUCGGCUCCUUCUGGAAGGGUCUGGUCGGUGAGCCACUGGACCCAGAAUCUGACUUUCGAGAAGCGGACCUGCUCACAUACAGCCACAUUAAGAAGUUUGAGAAUUUGGCCGAUGAAGCGGAGCUGGAAGCGCUAUGUGCUGAUGUAUCGUCGCAGAGCCACUUGGGUGAGAGUCCUGAUUCACCAAGCCGCCCCUGCUGCACAUUCACCUACAUCACUAUGACUGGAGAGGAGGUAGAGCUGUGCCAUGGUGGUCGUGACAUCGCUGUCAGCUGGGAGAAUAAAGAGGUGUACGUGCGAGCGGUGCGGGAGUUACGCCUGCGAGAGCUGCAGAAUGUGGAGUGCAUGUCGGCUGUGCGCGCUGGUCUGGGCUCCAUCAUACCCCUGCAGCUGCUGACCUUACUGAGCCCUGCAGAGGUGGAGCUGCGCACCUGCGGCCUGCCCGACAUCAACCUGGAGUUCCUCAAGGCUCACACUAUGUACCAGGUAGGACUGAUGGAGACUGACCAGCACAUUGAGUUCUUCUGGUCCGCACUCGAGAUGUUCACGCAGGAGGAGCUCAGCAAGUUCAUCAAGUUUGCUUGCAACCAGGAGCGUAUACCCUUCACCUGCCCCUGUAAAGAUGGCGGUCCGGACACCGCUCACGUGCCCCCCUAUCCCAUGAAGAUCGCCCCUCCAGAUGGGGCCGUGGGCUCACCGGAUUUGCGUUACAUUCGUGUGGAGACCUGCAUGUUCAUGGUCAAGCUGCCCCAGUACUCUUCCCUUGACGUCAUGCUGGAGAAGUUGCGCUAUGCUAUCCACUAUCGUGAAGAUCCUCUCAGCGGUUAAACUUCGCCUGCUAGUCAACCCUGCUGUGAUUUCUCAGAAUCCCCGUCGGCCACGUCUGAGACUGUCACCGCGCAACCUUAAGUGAUUACAUCAGUCCUCGGUUCUUUUUCAAGAAAGGAAAAACAAACAGUCAUGAAGGAACUUGAACAGCCCAGACCAAUUUGCCUUUACAAAGACUAGCGCUUUCGCGUGGAGGGCAGUGAGUUUGACAGCAGCUCGUGGUGGCAGAGAGGAAGCCACACUUUUAUAAAAUGAUGUACAUAUGCUGUCCAUCAACAAAUUUGAAGGAAGUGGCACUGCAACUGCUUUUCUCCCUUUUUAAACAUUUAAUCUCUUUCUUCCUCUCAUUUAACCAGUCUGUCAUCUUAGCAUUCCCUGUGUGCCUCAACCACUGCCUUCUCUCUGUUAGUGAUGACAGUGAUUGUUGACACACAUUCAUUUAGAGAGAUGCUGAUUUUAGCCUCGCAAAGGACUUUAACAAGUUAUUCUUGCAUCUUUCGAUAAGAACAUUUUGGGUGCACCUCUUGAAAACGGUCAAGAACAUAUCCAGGUCAAAAUUAGAAUUUGCAUAAAUAUAUAAAUAUUUUUUUUUUUUGCAUUU
Molecule: messenger RNA, 14207 nt
Organism: Rhinichthys klamathensis goyatoka
Lineage: Eukaryota; Metazoa; Chordata; Actinopteri; Cypriniformes; Leuciscidae
Product: probable E3 ubiquitin-protein ligase HECTD4
Exons: 76
Coding region: 290-13606 (4438 amino acids)
Molecular function (GO): ubiquitin-protein transferase activity
Source: RefSeq, a predicted model, not a curated record